Sphaerodactylus townsendi is the source of this 2538-nucleotide messenger RNA. It is a transcript of the gene TMEM26, whose product is annotated as transmembrane protein 26. The coding region runs from base 296 to 1378 and encodes 360 amino acids. The transcript is spliced from 6 exons. NCBI's taxonomy places the organism in Eukaryota, Metazoa, Chordata, Lepidosauria, Squamata, Sphaerodactylidae. The record is from RefSeq and is a predicted model, not a curated record.
GGAGGAGGAGGACAGACUCAGGUUUGUCCCGGCAAAUCCAGCCAGCCCCCCUCCGAGCCCUGCAGCUGAACCCUCCUCGCUGGCUCUUGUGCAGCCUGGUGUGGCUUGUUGCCCCCUCCCUCCACGCGAGUUUUCAGGAAGUCUGGGGGAGGGACGAGGCCGCUUCUUUUUGUUAUAAUGGGUCUCUUUGCGGCGAGGGAACCAGGUCUGCCCCUCGGCGGCGCGCGCCUCUAGCCAGCAUCCCCCUUCCCGGCGCCUGGCUGGCCUCGGGCUCCCCGCCGGGGGUCCUCCGGCCAUGGAGGUGCUGGUGCUGUUCAACGCCCUGGUGACCCGGCUGCUCUUCGUCCUGCACUCCCUGCUCGGCGUCUGGAGGGUGGCCGAGGUGAAGAAGGACCGCCGGUACUGGCUGCUGGCGCUGCUGCAUCUGCUGCUGGGCUUGGAGACGGCGCUCACCCUCAAGCUGAAGCGAGGCAGGGGCUACAAAUGGUUUUCUCCAGCAAUAUUCCUUUAUCUGAUCAGCACAGUCCCUUUAUUGUGGCUUUUGGAGCUUCAUCCAGCAAAUCAGUUUUGCCUAAAUGAAUCUCAGCAGCCGGUGCAGAAUAUCAGUGAAAGAGAGGAACACAAUUAUAAAAGUGAUGCCACAGAAAGCCAUAUACUAGAGCAGGCCCUAUAUCUUGUCAAUACGCUCUCCACGGUAUGUGAGAAAGUCUGGACACUCAGUCUCCACCAGACAUUUCUGCUGCUCCUGAUCAUUGGGAGAUGGCUUCUUCCUAUUGGCGGUGAAAUCACUCGGGACCAAUUGUCACAGCUGCUUCUCAUGUUUGUGGGCACGGCAGCAGAUAUUCUUGAAUUUGCAAGCGAGACCCUGGAAAUAGAGGACGUAAGGAAGAAUCAUGUUCUUGUGUACGUUAUUCUAGCUGUGUGGACUUGGAGUAUGUUGCAGUUUCCACUAGAUCUUGCAGUGCAACACUUUGGCUGCAGUUCAUCAGUCUCCUCCAAGAGAGUUUUCAGUUUGCUCCUCUCCCGACACAGCGCAGACCUCUGGAAUAUUGGCAUUAGCUUGUUCAUACAAGACGGGCCUUUCCUUGUUGUGCGCUUGAUCCUGAUGGGCCAUUUCAAAGUCAUUACUCAGAUGCUGGUGUUUUUCACAGCUAAGAAUAUCUUAAGUGUGAUGUUACAAUUGUACCGGCUCAUUGUGUUAUCAUUAGACUUCCAUGCAUCGCUGCGGUAUCAGUCAAGCAGCCGGAAAGGAGGAGUCGGUUGUUGCCCAUGUGAUCCGAACCAUAUCAGCCUUCCGCCCAACCACUGUGAUAUUGAUGGAAGGGAGUGUGCUACCAUUCCUCUCGAGGACUCUUUACCAGUUACCGCUGAAUGCUAGUGAACUCUGACCUUUUAUUUGUAACAUCCUGUUGUUUUCCCCUUGGCCACUUUGGAAGGAACUGGCAUUAUCAGAUAGCAUGGUUCUGGCAUUUUUUUUACCCUUUGUCCACCUACAAGAUGAAUGUUUUGUUCUUAAAUAAUCACAAGAGGAGAAAUUGGAGCAAAACCACCCAAGUGGAAAUGUUUCAGUGUUAUGAUUUAGGCAGACUGUCACUAAACCCACACCAUAUUUAUCUACUACUGGGAUUAAGAACAAGUAAUUGAUUAGAAUUUUUACAAUGUAUUCGCGGAUUUGACUACGGACCACAGAAGAGUCAUACUAGCAGAACAUUUGCUGGAAAUGUAGGCUUAUGGCUCUAGCAUGGUGCAGGAGCACUCGGGUCUCAGAAGAAUAAUUUCCACUUGACAACAGCAUGGACAAGCAAAUGAAUGAAAAGAAUGCAUUCCUUCUGCUGAUAGGACUUGAAUAUGUUAUACAUUCAGUGAAUGCAACAACAAUUGGGUUAGAAUUUCCUCUCUCAGCUGGACUGAAAACUGCCUGCCCCAUGUCGGAGCGAUGAAAGGUCCCACGUAUCUUUUUCUUAGACAUAAUCAAACAAGACCUUUCUCACUCACGAUGCUGUUACCAACAACAUAUCUGGAUUACAAUUCACUUCGAGAAAGGGUCUUUAUGUCGGUUUAUACAAAGAGGCUUGCCCCUUUAAUAUUUAGAGUGAGUUCGCUUUGCAGAAUAGCUCACCUAUGAGAGGCAUUGUGCUCCCCAAGGGGGUAUCUAUUGUUGGGCAAGCUUGCAAUAAAAGCCAGUCAUCUUAAUGGCUGAUCUACAUGAUAACCAAGAGGUAGAUGAGUUCAUCUCUGUAAUGAUGAGUAAACCUAUCCCUGGAUCUGGUUAAUAAAAGAGUGGGGGAAACACACAAUUGACAGUGUUAUUUCCACAAUACAUAUUUCCAGACUUUAUUAAUAUAUGCAUAAUCAAGAAGAGGGAUUUCAAACAAUAUUUCUGUAACCGUUGUUUUAAGGGGAUUAUAUUUGCAAUGUCUUUGUAUUAUUAUAAAGAACAAAAAUCAGUGAAAAUAAAUCCACUGUAUCUGUUUCUAUAGAUAGACUAUAUUUUUCAAGUACUUGUGAUAGUAAAAAAAAAUAAAAUUAAAAAAUUGA